This is a messenger RNA of Bombus terrestris (buff-tailed bumblebee), 1690 nucleotides long. It is a transcript of the gene Vti1a, whose product is annotated as vesicle transport through interaction with t-SNAREs homolog 1A. The record is from RefSeq and is a predicted model, not a curated record. Gene Ontology annotation, molecular function: SNAP receptor activity; SNARE binding. The transcript has 5 exons. Gene Ontology annotation, biological process: retrograde transport, endosome to Golgi; intracellular protein transport; intra-Golgi vesicle-mediated transport. Gene Ontology annotation, cellular component: Golgi apparatus; late endosome membrane; SNARE complex. Bases 136 to 795 code for a protein of 219 amino acids. NCBI's taxonomy places the organism in Eukaryota, Metazoa, Arthropoda, Insecta, Hymenoptera, Apidae.
UAUACAUUGAGGAAUUCUUUACUAAACGUGUUAACUGAUUUCAGAACGCAGCUGUUACAAGUUAUUCGAUGUGUAAUCUCUGAUAGUGAACGUCCUCUUUUCCAUAUAUUCGUCUCCAAUGGAAAUACGUUCAAGAUGGCGUCGCUCAUUGACAACUAUGAGCAACAAUACGCCGUUUUGACAGCUGACAUUACUGCAAAAAUUGGUAGAAUAAGAACACAAAGCGGCAAUGAGAAAAGGCUGUCCAUUCAAGAUGUGGAUAGGCAGAUCGAAGAGGCUCAAGAACUGCUCGAGCAAAUGGAAUUGGAGGUUCGUGGGGUGAAUGGUGCAGCACGUGAUCGCUUGCGCGGUCGAGUAGAGAGUCAUAGGGCAGAAUUAAAACGAUUGACACAAGAAUUUCAAUCAGCCAAAAAGGCAAAGGAUGAAAGUAUUGAAAUAAGCAGAGAAGAUUCAUGGGAGAAUAAUAUUACAGAGGACCAGAAAAAAAGAUUAUUAGAUACCUCAGAACAAAUAGACCGCACAGGUAGAACUUUACAGAAUGGAUAUCGAAUGGUAUUAGAAACAGAAGAAAUUGGUUCUCAAGUAUUGAAGGAACUGCACGAGCAAAGAGAGACAAUUCAAAAAGGAAGAGCAAGGUUACGAGACACGGAUGCAGAGCUAGGUCGUGGUUCACGUUUACUCUCGGGAAUGAUGUUUAGAAGUCUUCAACAAAGAAUUGUUCUAGCAGUAGUGGCAUUAACGCUUAUAAUUGUUAUUUGUAUUGUCAUGUACUAUAGCUUUAAAUCUAAAAGCUAAAGACGAAAGUAGAACGAACGUUUUGGUUGGGAGAUAUUGGUUCAGAAGCCAUAUUUAAUAUUCACUCAAUUUCAGGUAUUAUGAUUAUUGAAUACAAUGUUUGUUAGGGGAUUAUUAAAUUACACACGAAGGAAUGUUAUAUAUCAUCCUUUCAUUAAUCUUUUCACUCAUUUGGAGCAUUUAGUAUCAUUAUAAUUUAAGCCUCCUAUGCUCACUAGUGUUAAUCACAGUUCCGUAUGGAUUCAAUAUAUAUUUAAUGUUACCACACAAGAAGAAACGCUUAAAUAUGACAGAAUUACGUCAAACAGUGAGAGAAAAGUUCUAAUGUAUUAUUAAUAAUUAUAAAAAGUUAAUCUGUCCAGCGCCGUAUGUGAACAUUGUUCACAGGAACAAAAUUUAUUAAAAUGUUCCCAUGUAUUUAGAAUCAUUUUGUAGUAUGUUUUUAAGUUGUUCGGUUUUGCAAUCUAUUUAUUACAUUAAUCUCAAGUUCGUUUUACACAUUGCACAUAUACCCGUUCGCAUUUUACGGUAAUAAAUGAUUAUUCGUUUUUAAAUAUCCUACUUUGUACUAGAUCAUAAUUCAGAAUUCAUUUGACUAUUGUUAUCGAUAAAAAUAUACAUCUAUAAUGUACCGUUAAGUGUGUCAUAAAGGCGGUAAUAAUUUGUAUCAAAAUACAGGAAUAGGGAGACGAAGAAAUCUGUAAAUACACGCGACAAAUAUCGAAGGAUGACUAUAGUCAAGAGAAAACGAGACGCACCUAAUAAUAACACAUUUUAUUAUAAUGUUAUCGAUUAUCUUAAUAGCUUAAACGGUGCUUUUCUUCUGCUUUUUUUUUUGCGCCUCUAUGUAAUUGUGAAGAAAAUGAUAUAAUAAAGUAUCGCGGGAUAACAAAUA